Messenger RNA from Rhodamnia argentea, 863 nucleotides. RefSeq lists its product as uncharacterized. Bases 306 to 590 code for a protein of 94 amino acids. The transcript has 3 exons. Lineage: Eukaryota; Viridiplantae; Streptophyta; Magnoliopsida; Myrtales; Myrtaceae. The record is from RefSeq and is a predicted model, not a curated record.
UCUCGCUAUAUAUCUCGCCGAGACACGCGGAGGAGAGAGAAAGCGGGACCCUCCCCUUCUCCUUCGUCGAACCAGAAAGCCUCCCUCACAAUUCACCGCGGCCAGGGGAAGGAAAGAAGGAAGGAACGAAGGAAGAAAGGUUCGAGCUUUACCGCUACUCAAAUCAUUCCCGUCAUCAUCCUCAUCCUCAUCCUCGCGAAGGAAAGGGAACACGAGGGGUCGAAUCCAAUCCCAACCCCUUGAUCUGGAUCCUCUGCUUUUUCUUCUGAAGUCCAGGGUUGGAUUGAUAACUCAGACCGCAAGCCAUGGUUCUCGACACCGUACUAUCAUCUCCUCACCGGAGAUCGCCAUCGUUUAGGAAGCAAUUUGGACGAGAAGAGCUGGGAAGCUGGUCGACCCUUGCACAGAGGCACCGCUUCCUUUUGACAGCUCUUGCACUUCUUACUUUCCUUUGCACGGUCUAUCUCUAUUUCGCCAUCACCUUGGGCGCAGCAGCAGCUGCUGGGUCGUGCUCUGGCCUGACGGGUACCAAGAAGGCACUGUGUCAGGCGAAGGCUUCUAUAUCCAAGGGAAAGCUAAAGUUCCUCUAACCUUCACAGCAGGAUAAGACUCAUUUAUUUCUACUCCCUGCUUCUGGUGUAUCUGCAAAACUCCAAUGGGUUGUAAGUUUAGAUAUAUCUUUUGCUAGCGUCUAUUUGAUUUCAUAUUUCUUUCUCCGGUGGAGGAUAUGUUGCAUUGGAGGGGGGGCUAGUCUUGCAAAAAUGUAAGCAUUCUAACAAAUAGUUAAGAUUGUGAGGAACUUCAUCUUGACAGUUGUCUGUGUGAACUUUCUUUGAUGAGUAGAAUGAUUAUUUGCCUUCUUU